Bursaphelenchus xylophilus (pine wood nematode) is the source of this 509-nucleotide messenger RNA. The record is from the annotation of a GenBank genome assembly. Lineage: Eukaryota; Metazoa; Nematoda; Chromadorea; Rhabditida; Aphelenchoididae.
AUGCAUCCGCAGGCGACCGAAGUCGAACUCACGUCUUCUGGCGCAAAAAGCGAGCGCGCUGACCACUCGGCCACCACUGCAGAUGAAGUAAGCCGUUUCUUUUGAGGAGGCUAUUCGCUCAUUUCGGCUAAACUUUGCGGUCGAUUUUCUCGGCCGAGAAGCCCCGUAAACACUUUUGGAAACCAGUUUUAUGAUCGCAGACGCUUCACGUUUGAAACCUACUAGGUGCCGUUCCGAAGUCCGUCUGCAAAAAAAGUGACUUCCCUUGUAAGCUAAAUAAAAAACUCCGCUUUGAAAAGCGCGCCCUUUCCUUCAAGGCGGGCUCUUUAAAGCGGGGUUUUUUAGUUUAGAUAAGGGAAGCGUUUGGAGACAUUUUGGUCCCUUCCGGGAUGCAAUAUGAAGCGUUUUUUGCCAUUGGAUCCGGUCCCUCACUGUAUUUGUCCAAAAAAGCAUUUUUCCUUAUGGCCGCUCUCCACGUUUUGUAUUCUCACGGCCGAGAAGAUCGUUGA